CGCCUGCUCGGGCCAAUACGGUCCGCCCCAGACUGAGUAGGUAACAGCAGUAUUUAUGUGUUUCGGCAUCUUCCUCAUCAGUGACUGUCAUCCCACUGAAGUCACUCCACAGCAUACUAUAAAAUAUUGUGCUUUAUCUGACUUAGGGUUCACAGAUGUAAGGAAAUAAUCAGUGCGUGGACUAAUUGGCAGCACCCACGACCAACGAGAAGCCGACAGGGAGUCGAGGGAACAUCUCCGGAGCGGUUUGUCAAGACAAACAAGUGCUUUAUAUUCCCGAGCGAGCUCAAGUGUGCAGGGCUUGAUCGAUAGGACUGGAAUGUGGCUGUUUCGGCGGAGAUUAGACUGUCGGACGAGCGAAGCCAAAGCACGGGACCGGGAUCUGGGAGAAGCAGGAUGCUGAACCGCGAUCAGGGUAGAUUCAUGUGGACACGUGGUGUACCCUGAUUUCCCAGCCCUUUCCCCUUCCCUCAGUCACCCCUUCCCUUCGACCUGUUCGCUCCGUCCAGUGCACUACGGUCACCAUGACGUCCACCUUGCAGACCCUAGCCUUUAAGCUGGCCCCUCCCUCAAGAGAAGCUGGACCAGAGCAAUUGGAGCCUUGUAGCGAUGGAGCGGGACGACGUUAUGAGGUGGUCCCUUCGGUGGUCUGCUCCAUGUGCUGUCUCUUCGGAAUCAUCUAUUGCUUCUUUGGUUACCGCUGUUUUAAGGCUGUACUCUUCCUCACGGGUCUGAUGUUCGGUUCUGUGAUCAUCUUCCUGCUCUGUUACAAGGAGCGAGUAUUAGACACGCAGCUGAGCAUUGAGGCCAGCGUGGGCAUCGGGCUGGGCAUCGGCACCCUGUGCGGCCUGGUGACUAUGCUGGUACGGAGCGUCGGGCUUUUUAUGGUGGGGCUGCUCCUGGGCCUGCUGGUGGGCAUCGGGACCCUGAUAGGCAUGGAGGAGCUGUCAUCCAAUCCCCCGCGGUCAGUGUGGGUGCCCCUGGGCGUGCUGCUGGGGCUGGGCAUGCUGUUCGCCGUCCUCACCCUGCAGUGGCAGAGAUGCUUCACCACGCUCUCCACAGCCGUGUUCGGGGCUGCAGUGAUCGUCGUGGCCACUGAUUAUUUCGUGGAGCUCUUUGGACUUGUGAGGUACAUUUACGAUCGGGUGAAAACGGGCCCCCGGGAGCCGGUGUGCUGGACUACGUGGGUGGUCCUGGGAGCCUGGCCUGCUCUCGCCCUGCUGGGUGUUUUGGUGCAGUGGAGAGUGACGGCAGAGGGCUACUCCCACACGAAGGUGAUGAUCAGUCGUCAGCAGCGACGAGUUCAGCUCAUGCGUAUUCGUCAGAAGGAGGAGAGGAGGGAAAGCAGCAGGAAGAAAAAAAAGAAGCAGAAGCAGGACUCAAGCCACACACAUGCCGCCAAAGCCCUGCACCCAGAGCCUGCCUACCGCAGGAAACCCAACCCUAUACGACGCUUUGAUGGAGAUGUACUUUCUCCAAGCUACAUCCAGAGUUUUCGGGACAGACAGGUGGAUGGACGAGCUUAUCCAGUGGGCGGGCUGAUGGCUUCAGGUCACACAAGUGUGGAUAUGGACUAUGACUGUGGCUCUACCGUCCCCCUCACUUCUGGGGUUGGACCACAUGUUCGGGUCUGACCACACUCACUAAUUCACAAAUAAACACGUACACAAACACACACACAAUUCUGGUGCUGACCUGACCCUUGGUCCCGCACGCACAGAGGCUUGGGUCUCCUCACCAUUCAGAACCGAACAAUUAAAGCACUUCUAACUAUAAUACUGGACUCAUCCUUCCGAGACCAUUAUUUUAUUAAAGAGCUGCUUUCACGCACAUAAUUACACUAAUACACUUUCCCUGAACAUGUGCCUGAGAUGUGGCAUUCUGUUCACCUAAUAUUGAAACCAUUAUGAGGUGGUCAAAAAAAAAAAAUCAAUCUGGGCUCCAUUCUGUCAAUUUAUUUUCUAAAAACGUCAGUGUAGUGAAUUUAGCGUGUUGCCCGUUCAUCAGUGUUUCACGAUAUUGCGUUUCCGUUUGUUUGUGACAAAUUCAUCAAUUGGUGCUGAAUCUUGUCUUUGUACAAUGACGCUGACUCAUGUCGAAGUCAGCCGCCCUUCCUCUCAUAGUAAAGUCUGUGGACUCCACCAGUCAGUGUCUGUACUGUGAGAUCCCGCAUUCCCGCCCAGGACUGAACCAAAUACUGUUGAGCAGGGGGUGCCUUCGAGACACCAGUAAGAAACUCUCUCAGGAGAAUGCAACUCCUUAGCCUUGUUUCAGAAAGGCUGUAGGGCAAAGAGCCAUAUUACUGCUGAUCAGAGCCACCUGGUCCACUCUGGGAUGCAGAGCUGAACACCUGGUGAUAAAACGAACGAGGACAAGUCAAGAUGAUGGGAAAAAAGUGAAGAUGUUACUCAGGGACGGCGUGAAUGUUAUGGAGUAUUGGGAGAAGAACUACAAAUGACAAGGACACAGAAUGAUGAUGCAAAAAUGAUGAUGAUGUCCCCUCUGAGGCAAGUGCAAAAGGGAUGUCACCAUGACUGUUCAGUUACUGCUGUGUAUAAAACUAGUUUGCAGUGCCAUACAAGUGCACAUUUAUGGUGUCCAAGAGGACAACAUCCUUCUAAAAAGACCCCCGCAAUCCCUUGGGGCAAACUGCAUGACAUAAACACCCCAAUUUUCUUUUUACAAUGCAUUUUCAUGUUCAUCUUCAUACAAAUAAUUGAAAUGAGCAGUUUCUGCCAUGGUGUCUCUCUCU
Messenger RNA from Rhinichthys klamathensis goyatoka, 2752 nucleotides. RefSeq names its product transmembrane protein 198b (gene tmem198ab). Gene Ontology annotation, biological process: positive regulation of canonical Wnt signaling pathway. Bases 525 to 1634 code for a protein of 369 amino acids. The transcript is spliced from 5 exons. Lineage: Eukaryota; Metazoa; Chordata; Actinopteri; Cypriniformes; Leuciscidae. The record is from RefSeq and is a predicted model, not a curated record. Gene Ontology annotation, cellular component: plasma membrane; cytoplasmic vesicle.